AUGAGACUGUCAAAACGCUCUGGACACGAAACGAGACAAUCAAAACGCUCUGGACACGAAACGAGACAAUCAAGAUAUGAGACAAUCAAAACGCUCUGGACACGAAAUGAGACAAUCAAAACGCUCUGGACACGAAAUGAGACAAUGAAAACGCUCUGGACACGAAAUGAGACAGUAAAAACGCUCUGGACACGAAACGAGACACCGACCGAGGCCCCCGCAGACCUGCGCGUGUCGAAGGUGGACAGCACCACCGCGACCCUCCACUGGACGCCCGUGGAGCCCGGCUCUGUCCGGGGGGAGUUCAAGGAGUACCGGCUGUACUACUGGCGUGAGAACAGUCUGGUUCCAGGUCUGACGGUCAGCAAAGAGACGAAGACCAAAGGCUUCUACUCCACCGUGGCGUCUCCCUCCGCGCUGCUCAGCGACCUGAACGGUCAGGGCAGUGGGCUGGACGGCGGCCAUUACCGGGUUUACGUCAACGGCACGCUGGAGAUCCGCCGCGCGCGUCCGGAGGACGAGGGAACCUACACCUGCGUGGCCAGCAGCAUCCUGGGGAAGGCCGAGAACCAGGUCCGGCUGGAGGUCAAAGAGACGCACAAAGACCCACACAGACACACACAGACGCACAAAGACCCACAGAGACACAGCAGCAUCCUGGGGAAGGCCGAGAACCAGGUCCAGCUGGAGGUCAAAGUGCACCAGUCGGUGGUCCGGGGCUCCACCGCCCGGCUGGACUGUAAGGUGAAGGCCGACCCCAGCCUGCCCGUCUCCCUGGAUUGGACCAAGGACGACAACCCCCUCAGCCUGGGCUGGAGGCUGAAGAAGAGCGAGGACGGGCUCACCAUCCCCAACGUGAACGAGGGGGACGAGGGGAAGUACACGUGCACGGUCCGGUCCGAGAUCGACCAGGACUCGGCCUCCGCCCGCCUCACCGUACCUAACACGGUGAGGCGGGCGGAGGCCGAGUCCUGGUCGAUCUCGGACCGGACCGUGCACGUGUACUUCCCCUCGUCCCCCUCGUUCACGUUGGGGAUGGUGAGCCCGUCCUCGCUCUUCUUCAGCCUGGAAACACACGGAAAACAUCCCGAUGUUCAGCCGUUUGCAACAGAGUUCAUAACUUUUAUCGUUCAGUCCAGGGAGACGGGCAGGCUGGGGUCGGCCUUCACCUUACAGUCCAGCCGGGCGGUGGAGCCCCGGACCACCGACUGGUGCACGGGGGCCUGCACGAUCCGG
Menidia menidia (Atlantic silverside) is the source of this 1236-nucleotide messenger RNA. The record is from the annotation of a GenBank genome assembly. Lineage: Eukaryota; Metazoa; Chordata; Actinopteri; Atheriniformes; Atherinopsidae.